CGCGAGCGGCCAUGGCGGUGCGGUGGGCCAGGCGGAGGCUCUGGACGGGCGGCGCCCUGCUGACGGCGCUGGUGACCUGGCUCGGCUGGCAGCCCACCCACACCGUCACUUUCACGCACAGCGUGGCGGUGUCGCCGCGCCGCCUCUGGGAGCACGUGGCCGACUUCAACAACAUCGCCGCUCUCAGCCCGCUCAUCACGGAGUUUGACCUGGGCGAGGAGUCGGGCAGCUACCAGGACUGGCGCUACACGGUCACGUACCGGGAGAAGAUGGCCACCCUGCCGCUGGUGGGGCACGCCACCUCCACCUUCCGCGUGAGGCCGGUGGGCGACCGGUUCGAGAUCGAGGGACAAUCACCGCUUCUGCUACAUGAUGCUGCUCUGCUCGCGCGCCACAAACGUGAUGGAGUUCUCUGCGGCCGGACGCGGCGCGCCGGCAACGCGCCUGACGGAGCACAUCACGUACGAGUGCCCGCUGGGCCUGGGCGGCCUCUGCGAGCGCGAGACAGAGACGGGCCGGCGCAAGUUCAUGCACGACCUGCAGGUGUCGCUAGAGGCGUAGCCACGGCGGCGACGACCUCGCCACACGGCCGGGGGGAUGCGGGGCACUCGCCAUGCCCGAGCUGUUUACCUGUGUGGCUAUGUCCUUGAACAUGCAUUACGAAGACAAAGAUGUCAAGACACAAAAAUUGCUUGCGUGACGUGUUCGUUUCCAACAGUAAGAAAUCGUCCUACU
This is a messenger RNA of Pollicipes pollicipes, 735 nucleotides long. RefSeq lists its product as uncharacterized. The coding region runs from base 12 to 650 and encodes 212 amino acids. Lineage: Eukaryota; Metazoa; Arthropoda; Thecostraca; Pollicipedomorpha; Pollicipedidae. The transcript has 3 exons. The record is from RefSeq and is a predicted model, not a curated record.